Heterocephalus glaber (naked mole-rat) is the source of this 5265-nucleotide messenger RNA. RefSeq names its product splicing factor SWAP (gene Sfswap). NCBI's taxonomy places the organism in Eukaryota, Metazoa, Chordata, Mammalia, Rodentia, Bathyergidae. The record is from RefSeq and is a predicted model, not a curated record. Gene Ontology annotation, molecular function: RNA binding. Gene Ontology annotation, biological process: mRNA 5'-splice site recognition; RNA processing.
CGGCGCGAAGGAGGAGGCCGGGUCCGGCGGCGCAGGGGGUGGCGGCAGCCGAGUGGAGCUGCUGGUCUUCGGCUAUGCCUGCAAACUGUUUCGGGACGACGAGCGGGCCCUGGCCCAGGAGCAGGGACAGCAUCUCAUCCCUUGGAUGGGGGACCCCAAGAUCCUCAUCGACAGGUCGGUUCCUCCCCCGCCCGCCGCCUCUCCCCUCCCUCGCCCGCUUGAUUUCGCCUGAUGUUGACUCGGUGGCCGGGACCGGACCGAGGUCUUGCGGAGCCGCGGGGCGCGUUCGGGGAGGGGACGGUGAAGCCCGCCCUGAGGCUCUACGGGAGCGACUCACCGGGUCGGGAGCCAGGGCGCUUUGCUCCUGAAACCUCUUUGGGACCCGGAGUCGGCCUGAACCUUUCUUGCCCCGGCGCCUACGCCCCUCGCGCGGUCGAUCUCUGGCUGGCGGAAGGUCGGGGCGAAGUCAGCUGGAAGCGGGUUGCCCCCUGCGAAUCCUGAUCUACUCCGGGGGUCGCGAUCUUAGGGCUGGUUUCACUGUCUCCUAAAACCGAAGGGUGGAGCUGGGCUCCCGACGUGUUGUCACUUCUCAAAUCACGCCCGUUUUAGGUGAUUCUCCAGGGGAUUCAGCGAUCUUGGGUUAGGGCGGAGGGGCCCGGGAUGGGGAUUCCUAAAGGUGCUUGAUUUGAAAAGGAUGACGUUACGUGAUGUAGGUUGUUUGCUCCCGCCUCUCUCACUUUUUCAGUCCCCUUUCUUCCUUCUCCUAUCCUAAGGGGUUUGACACUUUUUGCCAGUUGGGCAACACUACUUCUGGGGCCCGGACUGAAAGGCUAACAGUGACCAGCCAUUAAGCUGUGGAAUAGUCUUCCAAGGGAAGGAAGCCCGUCGUUUGAGACAAUUAAAACUGGAUUCUGCAAAGCCCUGGAACAUGACUGUAGGGAUGACCUCUGAGCUGGCCAGAAUGGACACAUUAAUGGCCAAAUAGGCCUUUGCCAUCCCUGAUGUUUCCACCUGAAGGUGGAUCUAGGAAGCAAGGACUCCUGGAGGGAGGGGAACUGAUCAGAUCAGCUCUGGACCCGAUGGCUCCAGCUCUGCUCAAACACUGAGCCUUGAACCUCCAUGGUUUACUGCUAAUGAUGUUGCCUGUUACAGGCUUGCUUUCCAAAGUGUGUCUUGUCACAUGUAUCAUUAAAGCUCUGGUCUUGAUACAGUCUGCAUAUCAUUCUGUACAUGAUUUGAGUCAGGUCUCCCAAAACCGGUGGGGAGCAAACGCUACACAUGUACACGUGUAAUAUUUUUAAAUAAUAAUCUACAUUUGUAAGUUAAGGAGGUUUACAUCAAAGUAAAACUAAUUUUUAAAUUUAAUAAAAUUCAGUACUUGGGUUCCUUGGAAUCUUUGGCCUUUUUUUUUCUAUGAAUGCCUGUUUUUUCUGUUAAUUUGGUUCCUAUUUCAAAAGUCAGCACUGAUAAGUUAAGCAGACUUUUGUCACUUUACAUUUGUUUUUGCAACUCAAAAUCUGAGUUUUUUUUUUUAAUUUACUAACUCAUUAUAUGAUAGUUAUAUGUUGACAACAUCAUCCUUGACCCUCUCAUGUUAAAACAUAGCAGAAGCCGGGGAUUUAGCUCAGUGGUUUCGCCGCCUGCUGCGCAAGCGCAAGGACCUGAGUUCGAUCCCCGGUUAAAAACAAAACAAAAAAACAUAGCAGAAAGUGUUGUUAUUUUCUAUUUGGUACUUACUGGCCCAUGCAGGAAAAACAUGGAUCUGUCUUCCCUUAUUUUGUUUCCUGAGGUAUAAAGUUUAGAAGGAAGUACUGGUACUGCAUCCUCUAAUGGUUUUGUCCUUUUCCAGUGAACCUCCUUAAACUGCAUGUAUAUGUCACUGUUCCUAUGUAUGUGUGUCUCUCUACCACAUAACCCAGCACUUCUUUCCUCAGCCAAGUGGCUAGGGGGCGAGCCUAGCCAAGAUUUUACCUCCAAUGGACGCAAGUGUCUUUGAUGAAGAUCUCUCCUGAGCGUUCGGGACUAGCAGAAAGAAGCGAGGAAAUUUCGACCGUUUGGUUCUUACGGAUAGGUAUUUAUGUAUUUGGUUUGUGUGAAUGUAAGCUAUUAUAUUUAACUUUUCAGAAAAAAGUUUGUUUUUUGUUUUUUGUUUUUUUUGCAAGUGGCAUUGAAUGGUUGACCCAACCGUACACGGUAAGAGCUGCUAGUAAGGCAAAUGCUAUUUAUGAUGAGAGGACUGUCCGCCUUAGUUAUUAGUCUUAAUGUGCUAUAGAGCGGAGUUCAGACUUUGUUAAGAUAACAUGAGUUUAAAAGUAGGUGAGAUGUGACUAGCCACGUUAACUAUAAAUCUGGGAAGAGUUUGACAUGUUUUAACAACUUUUAUUUCGAUAUUUUAAUUGGUAAGUAUGUACCUAGAGUGUCACAAGCAACCAGCCGAGUCGGUGACUUCUGUCUGCUGACCAGCGUGUUCGCAUUACAGAUACGAUGGGCGCGGUCACCUGCAUGACCUCUCUGCGUAUGAUGCCGAGUAUGCCACUUGGAACAGAGACUACCAGCUGUCGGAAGAGGAGGCGCGAGUAGAGGCGCUGUGUGAUGAAGAGAGAGGAAGAGUACAAGCGAUUGAGUGAAGCCCUGGCGGAGGAUGGGAACUACAGCGCUGUAGGGUUCACUUAUGGCAGUGACUACUAUGACCCAUCAGAGCCCACGGAGGAGGAAGAACCUUCGAAACAGAGAGAAAAAAAUGAGGCUGAAAACUUGGAAGAAAACGAAGAGCCUUUCAUUGCUCCAUUAGGACUGAACGUCCCCCCAGAUGUGGAGCUGCCACCCACUGCCAAGAUGCACGCCAUCAUCGAGCGCACGGCCAACUUCGUGUGCAAGCAGGGAGCGCAGUUUGAAAUAAUGCUGAAAGCCAAGCAGGCCCGGAACUCUCAGUUUGACUUCCUGCGUUUCGAUCACUACCUCAAUCCCUACUACAAGUUCAUCCAGAAGGCUAUGAAGGAGGGACGAUACACAGUGUUGGCAGAAAACAAGAACGAAGAGAAAAAAAAGUCGGGGACGAACUCUGACAAUGAGGAUGAAGAUGAGGAGGAAGAUGGGAGUUACCUGCACCCAUCUCUCUUUGCCUCCAAGAAGAGCAGCCGCCUUGAAGAGCUGAUGAAGCCCUUGAAGGUGGUGGACCCAGACCACCCCUUAGCAGCCCUGGUGCGGAAAGCGCAAGCUGACAGCUCUGCCCCCACCCCACACACCACAGAUGGCACGCCCACACAGCCCUCCCAGGUGGAGUACACGGCAGACUCACCUGUGGCAGCCAUGUACUACAGCUACUACAUGCUGCCCGACGGCACCUACUGCCUGGCACCACCGCCCCCAGGGAUCAACGUGGCCACCUACUACAGCACGCUGCCUGCCGGGGUGACCGUGUCCAGUUCCCCUGGAGUGACGACCACCGCACCACCACCCCCUGGGACCACGCCACCGCCACCACCAACCACCGCCGAGACAAGCAGUGGGGUGACCCCUACCACCACCACCACAAGUGCUCUUGCUCCUGUGGCCGCCAUCAUCCCCCCACCCCCCGACAUUCAGCCUGUGAUUGACAAGCUGGCAGAGUACGUCGCUCGGAAUGGCCUUAAAUUUGAGACCAGUGUUCGCGCCAAGAACGACCAGAGGUUUGAGUUCCUGCAGCCAUGGCACCAAUACAACACCUACUAUGAGUUUAAAAAGCAGUUCUUCCUCCAGAAGGAAGGGGGCGACAGCACACAGCCUGUGUCUGCACCAGAAGAGGCCCCCUCAGACGCUGCUCCGGAGAAGCCAAGUGAUGCUGGGGAGGACACUGUGCCUGAGGAUGCCGCUGAGGCAGGGGGCAGAGGUGGCCCCAGUGGGAAGAAGGAUGCAGCGUCCAGUAAGGGUGUGGUGGACGGGAAGCUGGUGAAAGCUUCAUUUGCUCCAAUAAGCUUUGCCAUCAAGGCAAAAGAAAAUGAUCUACUUCCCCUGGAAAAAAACCGAGUUAAGCUAGAUGAUGACAGUGAUGAUGAUGAAGAAAGCAAAGAAGGCCAAGAAAGUUCUAGUAGUGCUGCCAACACUAGCCCAGCUGCGGCCCCGCCCUGUGUAGUUGUCGAGGAAAAGAAGCCCCAACUUACCCAGGAGGAGCUAGAAGCAAAGCAAGCAAAGCAGAAGCUGGAGGACCGCCUCGCAGCUGCUGCCCGGGAGAAGCUUGCCCAGGCGUCCAAGGAAUCAAAGGAAAAACAGCUCCAGGCAGAACGUAAAAGAAAAGCGGCUUUAUUUUUACAAACCUUGAAAAAUCCUCUGCCCGAAACCGAAGUUGGAAAACUUGAGGAGAGCCCUUUCAGUGUAGAGGAAGCUGGUGCCACGCCCUGUCCACUACUGAGCGGAAGCAGACCCCUGCCCACUUUAGAAGUGAAGCCACCAGAAAGGCCUUCAAGCAAAAACAGAGACCCACCGAGGGAGGAAGAAAAAGAGAAGAAGAAGAAAAAGCACAAAAAGCGGUCUCGGACUAGAUCCCGCUCUCCCAAGUAUCACUCGUCGUCAAAGUCCAGGUCCAGGUCCCACACGAAAGCAAAGCACUCGCUCCCCAGUGCCUACCGCACGGUGCGGCGGUCCAGGUCCCGCUCCCGGUCCCCUCGGAGGAGAGCCCACUCCCCUGAGAGACGGCGGGAGGAAAGAAGUGUCCCCACUGCCUACCGGAUGAGCAGUAGCCCCGGGGCCAGCAGGAAACGAGCCCGUUCCAGAAGUCCUCACGAGAAGAAGAAGAAGAGGCGGUCGCAGUCUCGGACUAAGGCCAAGGCUCGGUCUCAGUCGGCGUCCCCAAGCAAGCGGGCAGCACAGCGGCCGGCGGCGCCCUCGGCCCACUCGGCCAGCAUCUCUCCUGCGGACAGCCGGGGCUCCAGCCAGGAGCGCUCCAGGGGAGUUUCUCAGGAAAAAGAAGGUCAGAUCUCUUCGGCCAUCGUUUCUUCUGUGCAGAGCAAAAUAACUCAGGACCUCAUGGCCAAAGUCAGAGCAAUGCUCGCAGCUUCCAAAAACCUGCAGACCAGCGCCUCCUGAGACCAGGCCGGGCCCAGCAGCUGCUUUGCGCACGCGCGCUCCAGCAGACACCCUGGGCGGGGUGGCUUUUGUAAAUUAAUUUUUGAUGAUAUUUUCAGUUCCAGAUUUUUGACCAGCAGUCUCUUACCUGUAUAUUUGUAAAUACUAUCAUGUUUCUGUGAAAAUGUAUUAUCAAAUAAAAUGGGAAGAAACCUUUUCUAGCCA